AUGCCACGCACAGCUUAUGUCACCGCGGAGGACGCAAAGGCAGCCUUCAGCCUUUUCUGCUGCGUUUAUGGCAUUGGAACGCUUGGUAUGCCGGGCAAUUUCUCUCGCGCCGGUCCGGCAAUUGCACUCGUUGCCAUGGCUUUUAUGGGUUUCGCCAAUGUGUAUGGUGCAGUUGCCAUCUGUCGUGUCAUGCUCCUCGCGCCAACGUCUGUAAAAACGUACGGUGAUCUUGGUGAUUGGUGCAUGGGCAAGCCCGGUCGCUAUCUUUCAGUCGUCUCGCAGAUGGGCAACUGUCUGCUGGUGCCUUGCGCAUUCCUUGUGCUGGGUGGCACGCUGCUUGACGGACUUUUUCCGAAAGCCUUUAGCGCGACGACGUGGAUUAUCCUCAUGGCACUUUCGUGCAUACCUGUGUGCCUGGUGCCAACUUUGAAAGAUGGGGCUGGUUCUGCUUUUGCCGGUUGUAUGGGUACUAUCAUUACCGACGUAAUUGGCGUUGGUGUUGUAAUGUACGGCAUGCGUGGUCACCCAAGUAUUCCCAAGCCCGACCUCAACUUCAAGCAAGUAGCUAGUGCUUUCGGCAAUUUGGCUCUCGCGUAUGGAGCCGGUAUUGUGAUUCCAGCACUACAGCGUCAGCAUAGCAAUCCGAAACGUAUGCCUCGCGUCGUGGGGGUCACGAUGGUAUUUAUCUCAUGCUUUUUUCUGAUCCUCGCCACCACAACAUACUCAGCAGUCGGCUGCCAAAUCUCGGGCAACCUCUUGUACACUAUCUACCCUAAUCCGGCAACAGGCCUAACCACUCUCGGCUUCGCAUCGGAUCGAGGCAUGGUCGUCCUUGCCUACCUCUUUAUGCAGCUUCACAUUACGAUCGCCUUCUCUGUGAUUCUAAACCCGGCUUUUUACAUUGCCGAGCGCAUCGUGCUUGGCAUGCACAAACCUGCCGUCUUCGACAUUGAAAACAACUUGAUGGGCUAUGCUACUGCUACCACUCCUGCUGACGUCGUUGAACACUCGGAGAAAGAGUCUCGUGUUUCCAAGCGGUCUUUUCUUUCAGUCGCUGAUCACGAAAAUACGUACUUUGCUGACCUGGAGGUGGAGGUUGCCGAAUAUCGCAGUACAAACACUAUUAAGUAUACUAUCCUACGACUUGUUAUAAUUACCGGCCUCGUAAUCGCAUCGGUGCUCCUGAAAGAUCGCUUUCACGACUUGGUCGACUUCACUGGGGCAUCUUGUAUCACGGUUAAUUCUAUUAUUCUACCCAUCGUGUUUUUGCUGAAGACGAGAUGGAACAGUAUGCCGGUUUGGGAAAAGAUUCCAGCGCUAAUUGUGGUUGUGACCUGCUUUUGUCUGGGUUGUUACGUGACGUACACGUCAGGCAAAAACUUGUUUGCUUAUGGUGAAGAUGACACGUCCUUCCCGUUCUGUGCACCAGAGUUCGAAAACACAGUGUAUUACAACUAUACGGCCAAGCACGAGAUUCAAGGCCUUUAG
Molecule: messenger RNA, 1488 nt
Organism: Peronospora belbahrii
Lineage: Eukaryota; Oomycota; Peronosporomycetes; Peronosporales; Peronosporaceae
Source: the annotation of a GenBank genome assembly